UGUGUGUGUGUUGAAUAUUGACACACAGGUAGCUAAGCUGGCCAGAGACCUCAAGGCCAAGGCUGAGCUGAGUGGUGCAGUGGUGGGUGGCAUGAGUGGAGCUUCCUCACUGGCUACUGGAGUCAUGGAAGGGGAGACUGCACUAAUUAGUGGGGGCAGCCCCUCAUUGCCUCAGGACACGGCACAGCCCACAUGUGACGAGGAGAGUGACACCAUCGCUGGAAUUAACUGACACUUUGUUAUUAAUUUUUUUAAUUCCCAUUUUUUGCACAUAAUAAUUAAUUUUUUGUAUUAUGCAUAAUAAGUUGAAUUGGGCGUGUCUCUAGCGUUUGUAAAAGGGGGCGUGUCUGGUAGGCAGAGUUAGCGAGUUCGAAGUAGAAGGUGCUAUAAAGAUGGCCCAGAGCUCUAUAAGCGGCUACUUCCCCUCCAAAAAGAGGAGGACUACUGAAGACCAUGCCGCCUCUAUCAAGAGACGGAAGCUCAGUCUCGUGGAGGACUCUACCACUACCACCUCACAGCCUGUUGGCAAGGCCACCACCUCUACAGCUACCUCUGUUAGCAAGGCCACCAGUAGUAGUAGUAGGACAAGGAGAGCUGGUACAAGGAGAAGCAAGACUAGCCAUGCCAAGGGGCAGCGAUCACUACAAGAUCUGUUUGAUGUCAUAGCCGAAGCUGCCAAGUCUGACAUUCCAGCACCUGGUGAACAAGCCGAUAGUUCAAAGGUCACAACACCACCUCCCUCUGAUGUCACCCCCUCGUUACAAUUGUCCCCAUGUCCCGAUACAAUGACCAAACUGUCUGCACUAAAGUCACACCUCCCCACCCCCCGAGGAGCUACCCUCCCUUCAACGCCCCCCAAAAGACCCCCCACACACCCUCCCAGACCCCCCACCUCUCGGGGAGCUGCUCUUGUUCAACUGGCCCAACUCAAGAGCCCUGUCAAGAACACCUCACACACACCACACACCUCACAGUCAAGACGCGAGAUGGUGGCAGAGAUGCAUCGACUGUCAGCACACGAGCUGGCACUACCCACCAGAGAAGAGAAACAGAGAGCCCCUGCAAUCAAUGCAAUCAAAGAGAGGGCCCCUGCGAUUAAAGAGUUCAGGUGUCUGGAGAUACAGAGUCCCACCAAGGAGACAGGCAGGAGUAAAGUGCCUGCUUACAAGCGCUUGCAAUCACUAGCAGAGCCUGUGCCGUUGACCUCUGACCUGCCCCUCCCCCCUUCCUAUGCCCUCCUAGCAGAGAGGUUUCGCUGCACAGACACAGUGGUCAACAUGUUGCACAAGAGACAGGAGAUGGCAACAUUCAAUAAACUAAAGAAAGCAGUACAAAAAAUGUCUCGAAGAGAUUUUGAAGUGCGUAAUCUUGCCCAGAUCAAGACAGUCCAUCCCACAGCCUUCAAGUUCCGGCAAGAGAAGAGCAUCCCUGGUUGCUAUGAUACUGGUUACCAACUCACCCUCGAGUGUGUCACUGAUGUGUCGUCUGAGGCCCUGAAGCCAGCUGAUCUAAUUAAGAGAAGGAAGGUAUUUCAUGACGGCCUUGUGUCUGUGGUGAGAGAGCAUCACAAGACGUUCCUAUUAUCUCUCGAUCCUCCAUUGAGUAUCCCAGAGGACAAAGUACAGCGUUGGCAUCCUGACUUCAAUCUGGACAGUCUGCCAGAGGUGGUUGAAUCACCCCUACCACAACCACCAUUACAAGAGAGCUAUACUGGAGCAGCUGAUGUGUUGCGUGAGGUUGGCUCUCGAUUGACCCCUAGAGUGACCUCUGCACUAUCAGAUGCUUGUCAGGGGGUGGUACAAGAGGCCACAACCCCUCUGUCCAUAGCCACACCCCUUGCUCUCAAGGGAAUCUCCCCAGACCUCCUGGAUAUGAUACGUGCAAAGGAGGCAACAAAGGCUCGAGCAACAAUCACACGAGAUCCUGUCAAAGAACGGAGGCUUGAGAUGGUUGCUAGGUUACCAGAGUUUGUGCGUAUCCUCCGUUGCCUGUUUGUGGUCGAGAAGAAAGCGUCUCUCUGCUGGGAGGACGUAGUGAGUAAAGUGUCUGACUCCACCCUCUCUAGGAUGGCCCCAGAGCGUGUGGCGGACCACCUCCACUGUCUGAGUGAGCUAGCACCUGAUUGGCUAACACUUGUCACUGUCAAGAAGAGACGCUAUGUCAAACUAAACAAAAGGGUGGACGUGAAAGCCACACUCGAGGUCAUUGCUCAGGCAGAGAACAAUCUCAAACAAUAGCCAUGUAUAUACUAUUACAUUUCAUUUUGGCUUUUACAUGCUAUUCCAUCUUUUAUUAUUGGCGAUCUUUACCAUCCA
Molecule: messenger RNA, 2315 nt
Organism: Halichondria panicea
Lineage: Eukaryota; Metazoa; Porifera; Demospongiae; Suberitida; Halichondriidae
Product: DNA replication factor Cdt1-like
Exons: 7
Coding region: 393-2237 (614 amino acids)
Biological process (GO): mitotic cell cycle; regulation of DNA-templated DNA replication initiation; DNA replication preinitiation complex assembly
Cellular component (GO): nucleus
Molecular function (GO): DNA binding; DNA polymerase binding
Source: RefSeq, a predicted model, not a curated record